Messenger RNA from Struthio camelus australis, 2537 nucleotides. NCBI's taxonomy places the organism in Eukaryota, Metazoa, Chordata, Aves, Struthioniformes, Struthionidae. The record is from RefSeq and is a predicted model, not a curated record.
CACCCAUGUCUCCGAGGGAGGAGUCGUCUACACCCACCGAGCUUGCUGCUGGCUCUAGUUUCGUUUCUGCUCUAUGGGCGUUGCCGGCAUCUCCACAAACCUGAAGGAGGAGCUUGCAAUACUUCCAUCUUUUAUUUUUUUCCUGAAGCCACCGCCUUACCUUCUGAUCUGCAAACAUCCCAGUUUCCAAUAAGCAGCCACAACCCAUCGCUCACUUAAAGCCACCCCUCGUUCGGGGUUAGUGUGUCCCGAUGGCAGAAGGAGGACCAGAACAAGGUAACAAUGAUAGUGCAAUAGAAGAGACUCCCAGGAAAAAGAGAAAGUUCAUCAAUUCUCAAAAUGUUGAAGAUGAGGCUCUGAGGAACUACAAGAAGAAACAGAAGGCCCUAAGGACCAUUCUGGACCAGUCCUGUAGGAAGCUGUCAGAAUUUCUCUCGCUGCAUAGCGUGCCUGGAACAACAGAUGGGUUUGGAUAUAUCAAGAACCGCCUUACAGGCUUGAAGCCAAAUGUUUUACAGGAUCCGAUUUAUGUUGGUCUCUUUGGCAGCACUGGGGCUGGGAAAAGCACGUUACUGAAUGCCAUUAUAGAGAAAAAAUUCUUCUUGCCAGUGUCUGGAAGCAAAACCUGCACAUCUUGUGUGGUGCAUAUCAACACAAGCCGCAGCAAAUACCAUGAAGCAAAAAUUCACCUUCUGGAUGAUGAGGAGUGGAAGGAUGAACUCAAGGCUCUGGUGGCACUUAUGGAACUGGAGGAAAAUAGUGAAAAUGACAACGAAAGAGAUGAGGCUGCUUUGAAGAUCCGUGCGAUCUAUGGGAGAGGAGCUGAAACUAAGACUUAUAGAGAGCUGUGUGGGGCGAAACCCGUCGUCAGUAUUCCCUCUUCAAGAUGUAUCGUUUUCAAGGAACUGCAAGCAGAAGAGCUUUCUGAAAAAUUGGACAUGUAUAUUCGGGCUCAGAGCAUCAGUGAUGACACAGAAUCAGAAACAAGUGAAGAAGACAUAAAGAUGCAACUUUGGCCAUUAAUCAGAAAUGUGGAAGUGACUCUCCCAAGGUCGGAUGUGAUUCCAGAAGGUGUCAUCUUCUUGGAUAUUCCAGGGGCAGGCGAUUUCAAUAGCAAAAGGGAUGCAAUGUGGAAAGAGAACAUCAACAAAUGCUCUGUCAUCUGGGUAGUCAGUUCUUUUGAACGUAUUCAAGGAAAAAAAAUCGAUGAGAACCUGCUGAAUGAAGGCAUGAAGGCUUUCCAGUGUGGGAUGUGCAGGGACAUCGCCUUGGUGGCCACCAAGUCUGACACGCUGGACCUAGAGGAAUACAAGAGGGAAAGAAAAAAAGGGCAGAAGCCGAUAACAAACGAACAUGAUGCCAUCCUAGAAAGGAAUGAAACUGUGAAGCAGGAGAAGAGUAAAGUGAUGAAGAAACAGCUAGAGAAGAAACUUCCCAGUCACUCCGAAGUUCUGCAAAAGGCAGAUCUGGUAUACACAGUCAGCGCCCGGGAGUACUGGCAGGGGAGGACGCUCAGCAAAGAAGAAACAGAGAUCCCAAAGCUGAGGGAGUUUCUUCGGAACUUUUAUGUAUCAGAGAAGAGGAAGAUGCUAAAGGAUUAUGCAAAAGAGACUUUGGUCAUUUUUGCACUGAUUCAGAAUCUCAGCUCCAACCAAGACAAACAGCAUUUGCAAGUGAGAAAAAAUGGCUUGAAAGGCUUCAUUAUGGGGAAGAUCAGUGAACUCGAGAAAGAUAUUGAGAAAUGUUUUACACCUAUGGAACAGCAUCUCAGUGAAGGUGUAAAUGAAGCAAAAAGGUCCUAUGAGACAAUUAUUAGCACGUUCCUUAAACGAGACCGUGGGUACCAAGGCUUUCACAGGACACUGAAAGCCGUGUGCCUGAAGAACGGUGUGUUUGCCUCCCGGAUCUUUGACCGGAUAGACAUCAAUGAAUCUCUGGCUCAGCCCAUCUAUGACAAAAUUGACGCGACUUUUGGACAAAUAUUCAGGAUCCAAAUGAGCACCCGGGCCAUGCUGAAGGCCAGCUUGGUUGUGUUCAGAUGUGCAGUGCAGCAGAGGCUGAAGGAAAGCGAGACGAAGAAAUUGGUGACCUUCAGGUUCGAGUUCCUUGAGCAGGAGACAGACUUCAUCAUCAAUGAGAUUGAAAAAGUCAUCCUCCAGAGGAAGGCAGAUAUUUAUCACUCCCUGUCAGCAUCCAUUCAAAAGGACCUAACACCAUAUUAUGAAGAGGCUGCUAAGAUAAGAGGGUCACAAGCCUAUCAAAGGAUGCAAAAUGUCAUUAAUCAGGGCCUAAAGAAUGAGGUGGAAAGGGGAAUGUUUGAAAAAGCAAAGGAGGACAUGAAAAGCGAGCUUCAGAAACUGAAGGUGGAGAUCACGAGGAAGCUGGAGAAGGACUUUUCCGACAUGCUCAGCCUCGCCUUCUGUCCGUGGGACGCGCUAGACGGGAAGCUGCCGGGUACGAUCCGAGUUCUACCCUCUGGGGAAUUCUUCUUUGUCAACAUGCGAUACGAGGAGCUGCAGUCAGCUGAAGAUGCUUAG